CUGCACGCGCUACAGACCUUUAUAAAUAUAAGCCGCGGCGGGGACCAACUGCUUGUACUUCUACCGCUGGACAGGGAGAGACAUCAUCCUGUUUCAAGAGUGUUUCAGCAUCGCUUCACUUCCUUCGGGCAUAGCAACAAAGCACCAUGUCAGGAAUGAUCGUCAAGCUCAGCCGCAGCGUGAGCCGCGCUGCCCCUGUUCUAAGUCGCAGCGUCCACUCGGGCAAACGGUCGGCCUCCACGGCUGCCACCAAACUGAGCUCGGAACGCCCGCUUACCUCAGAGGAAAUCUACGUCCGUGAGGAGAAACACGGAGCACACAACUACCAUCCCCUUCCUGUGGCCCUGGAGAGAGGAGAGGGUAUCUAUAUGUGGGAUGUAGAAGGAAACCGGUAUUAUGACUUCCUGAGUGCUUACAGUGCAGUAAACCAGGGCCACUGUCACCCAAAGAUCAUUGCUGCACUGACAGCCCAGGCCUCCAGACUCACCCUGACCUCCAGAGCGUUCUACAAUGAUGUGCUGGGAGCCUACGCAGAGUACAUCACCAACCUGUUUGGCUAUGACAAAGUCUUACCCAUGAACACAGGUGUUGAAGGUGGAGAGACUGCCUGCAAGCUUGCAAGAAGAUGGGCAUACGAUGUGAAGGGGGUUCCCAAGAACAAGGCCAAGAUUAUUUUUGCAGAUGGAAACUUCUGGGGCCGCACCAUGGCAGCCAUCUCCAGCUCCAAUGACCCCAGCAGCUAUGAGGGUUUUGGCCCCUUCAUGCCAGGCUUUGAGAAUAUCCCCUACAACGACAUCCCUGCACUGGAGAAAGCUCUUCAAGACCCGAAUGUUGCAGCUUUCAUGGUGGAGCCCAUUCAGGGGGAGGCUGGGGUGGUGGUGCCCGACCAAGGCUACCUGACCAAAGUCAGAGAACUCUGCACCAAAUACAAUGUGUUGUGGAUCGCUGACGAGGUGCAGACAGGCCUGGCGAGGACUGGCCGGCGGCUGGCUGUGGACCAUGAAGAAGUCCGUCCAGACUUAGUGAUUCUGGGCAAAGCUCUCUCUGGAGGAGUUUACCCUGUGUCUGCUGUGCUCUGUGAUGAUGAGAUUAUGCUCAACAUCAAGCCUGGAGAGCAUGGGUCCACAUUUGGGGGCAACCCAGUGGCCUGUCAGGUCGCUAUGGCUGCACUAGAGGUGAUGGAGAAUGAGAAGCUGGCAGAGAACGCUCAGAGGAUGGGAGAGCUUCUGCGGACUGAGCUGAACAAACUUCCCAAAGACAUUGUGAACACAGUCAGAGGGAAAGGCCUACUGAAUGCAGUCGUUAUCAAAGAGACCAAAGACUAUGAUGCCUGGAAGGUGUGCCUACGCCUCCGCGACAACGGACUGCUGGCCAAGCCCACCCACGGGGACAUCAUCCGCUUUGCCCCUCCACUCAUCAUCAAAGAGCAUGAGAUGCAGGAAUGCGUCGACAUCAUCCAGAAAACCAUCCUCUCCUUCUAAAAACACCACCUCUCCAACCCCUCCACCAUAUCAACAAUGCACAGACAACCUGCAAACUGACAUUCACUAUUAACCGAGGCUGCUGUAUGGCCUGUCCAAAAAAAUUCACACUUAUUCGUCGUGUCUAAAUCAAGUUGUUUUUCAAAGAUGAGACUCUUUGAAGGUUUUGACGGUGGAGACGCUGUAUACAGACUGUGUAGUGCGCCCCUAUGAGGCGACACUGACACUUUUGUACAGGAAAACUGCUGUAAGGGAAAAAGACUGAAACACGGGGAAGACUUGAGAAAUAAUUCAUCUUGAAAGAUGCGUUUAAAAAAAAAAAAAAAGGGUAAAUCCACAUUUCUGCUGGUAAUUGGUGAUGUAAAUAAUUAAUGUGCUAUCUUUAAAUAUUCCUUUUUAAUUUUAAAAUGCUGCUUUUACAAGCAAAGAGUGCUUUCUAAAGCUUUGAAUACUUGAUUUCAAAAUGUAUCAAGUAGUAAUGUAUGGGGGGUCACACAAGUAGAGAGUCAUGUUACAUUUGAGGUCUGUUGGUCUACAGUAGGGUUUCUACAACACUGAAAUGUAAAUGGAUUCCAGAUCUUGAAUGAUCUUUUUUUUUGUAAAGACUUCUAAAGGUUAAAAAAAUGCUUAACUUUCAAAUCUCCUUUCCACAUUUGUAGUGCUUUCCUUUUAAUUGAAUCUGUUACUGUGAAAGGAAUGCUUUCUUGCAGCUGUAGAACUUGAACUCUUUAAUUGAACUUAUGUCUUUUUCUUUAUGCUAUUUAAUUUGGAUUAGUUUAUUCUAUUUAAUUUGGUGUAUUGUAUGUCUACAAGGUCACAUGUAAGGGAUGUAAAGAGUGUAAGGAGGACUCUGGCUGCUAGCGGAAGCUGGUUUGGUUUGAAGUAGUUACAGAACCUGUUUAUUGUUCUGUUGAGCAUUUCGUUGUCUGUUAGAAAUGCAAAUAUUGUCUUUUCAAAGACAAUGUGACCGUUUAUGUUGUUACAUGAUCCCUUUUUUCCUCCAAUAAAUUAUUGCAGGUCUUA
Molecule: messenger RNA, 2504 nt
Organism: Notolabrus celidotus (New Zealand spotty)
Lineage: Eukaryota; Metazoa; Chordata; Actinopteri; Labriformes; Labridae
Gene: oat
Product: ornithine aminotransferase
Exons: 10
Coding region: 147-1481 (444 amino acids)
Cellular component (GO): cytoplasm
Molecular function (GO): identical protein binding; pyridoxal phosphate binding; L-ornithine transaminase activity
Source: RefSeq, a predicted model, not a curated record